UGUUUCAUAUACUUGAGCUUCAUACAGAGUGAGCGCACUGCGAGCAAGAUGCCGAUAAGCACGACGGCGAUCGGAGCCCUAUUGGGGCUGGGCACCCAGAUGUACUCCAACGCCCUCCGCAAGCUCCCCUACAUGCGCCAUCCAUGGGAGCACGUGCUGGGCAUGGGUUUAGGUGCUAUUUUCGUAAACCAGCUCGUGAAAUGGGACGAGAAGCUUAAGGAGGACCUUGAUAAGAUGCUCGAUAAGGCCAAGGCCGCCAACGAGCGCCGUUACUUUGAUGAAGAUGAUGAAUAACUUGCAUCUGGGUUUAUUGUGGCAUGUUCCAGUCCUGAGAUACCUUUGGACAUUCAAGUUGUAGGCACUUUUCUGCUUUCUAUGUAAUGUUGAUAUGUUUGCAAGUUGAAACUUUCCUGACCUUUUUGAGAUGCAUAAGCUUUGUUAUAAAUUUUGCAAAGAUGAACACACUGCCCAGUGCAUUAUUAAUAAAUGGAAUGAUUCA
Fragaria vesca subsp. vesca is the source of this 499-nucleotide messenger RNA. RefSeq lists its product as uncharacterized. Lineage: Eukaryota; Viridiplantae; Streptophyta; Magnoliopsida; Rosales; Rosaceae. The record is from RefSeq and is a predicted model, not a curated record. The transcript has 3 exons. Bases 49 to 294 code for a protein of 81 amino acids.